Prunus mume (Japanese apricot) is the source of this 1785-nucleotide messenger RNA. RefSeq names its product aldehyde dehydrogenase 3F1 (gene ALDH3F1). Gene Ontology annotation, biological process: aldehyde metabolic process. Gene Ontology annotation, molecular function: aldehyde dehydrogenase (NAD+) activity. Gene Ontology annotation, cellular component: cytoplasm. Lineage: Eukaryota; Viridiplantae; Streptophyta; Magnoliopsida; Rosales; Rosaceae. The record is from RefSeq and is a predicted model, not a curated record.
AAAUAGUUGGAUUUCUUUUUAUGCGACUUCCUUGGUGUGUGCAACUGAAGUUAGUUUAAAAGUUGGCAACAGAGAGCCAAACCAAUAAAAGUUGUAGACAUUCUUGGGGUUUCAGAGCUUAUGAAUACCACCAUGGAAGCAAUUACAGAAGUAGAAGAAACAUUGUCUGAGCUGAGGCAGACCUUCAAAAGUGGCAGAACCCGAAGUGUUGCAUGGAGAAAAAACCAAGUUAGUGCUCUUCUUCAGCUCAUCCAUGAUCAGGAAGACAAGAUUUUCAAAGCACUCUAUGAAGAUCUAGGCAAGCACCCAGUUGAAGCUUAUCGGGAUGAGAUUGGAAUUGUGACAAAAACAAUCAACUAUACUUUGAGCAAUUUGGAGAAAUGGGUGGCCCCUAAAAAGAGUCGAUUACCAUUGCUCUUGUUCCCCACAAGAGGAGAGGUGCUGCCCGAACCACUCGGCGUGGUUCUCAUUUUUGCAUCUUGGAACUUCCCAAUAUCCUUGACAUUGGACCCUGUGAUAGGAGCAAUAUCUGCAGGUAACACAGUGGUUCUAAAACCUUCAGAACAAGCACCGGCUUGCUCUUCUUUUCUUGCCAACACCAUCCCUCAAUACAUGGACUCUAAAGCCGUUAGAGUUAUUGAGGGUGGGGCAGAAAUUAGUGAACUACUCCUGCAGCAGAAGUGGGACAAGAUAUUCUUUACCGGAAGUCCGCAGGUAGGGCGCAUUGUCAUGUCUGCAGCUGCAAAGAAUUUAACACCUGUUACUCUAGAGCUGGGUGGAAAAUGCCCUACUAUCCUAGAUUCCCUCUCCAAUCCUUCAGACUUAAAGGUGGCUAUCAAAAGAAUUGUAGGAGGGAAGUGGGGGCCUUGCAAUGGGCAGGCAUGUAUAGGAGUUGAUUAUAUACUCAUCGAGGAAAAGCUUGCUUCCACUCUGAUCGAAUUACUAAAGAAAACAGUCAAGAGAUUUUAUAGCGAUAGCCCCAAAGACUCAAACUGCAUAGCCAGAGUCAUAAAUAGGCGCCAUUUUGAGCGGCUGCACAAUCUCCUCAAAGACCCUCUUGUGGCAGAUUCCAUUGUACAUGGCGGUUCACUUGAUGAAGAAAAUCUGUUCAUCGAACCAACAAUCCUGUUAGAUCCUCCACUUGAUGCUGCAAUCAUGACUGAAGAAAUUUUUGGUCCACUGCUUCCAAUAAUCACGUUGAAAAACAUUCAAGAAAGCAUAGAAUUCAUCAACUCAAGGCCAAAACCUCUAGCCAUUUAUGCCUUCACUAAAGAUGAAGAAUUCAGGCAACGAAUUCUAUCAGAAACAUCGUCAGGAAGUGUGAUUUUCAACGACGUCUUGAUUCAGUUUCUCUGUGAUGCUCUACCCUUUGGUGGUGUUGGUCAGAGUGGCUUUGGCAGGUACCAUGGGAAGUAUUCUUUCGAUACUUUCAGCCAUGAGAAAGCAGUCUUGCGAGGAAACUUCUUCGUUGAACUUGAGCCUAGAUAUCCUCCAUGGAAUGACUUCAAAACGAAAUUUAUCAGAUUGGCCUACAAUCUUGACUACUUGGGCCUACUUUUGCUUUUCCUGGGACUUAAAAGGCAGAAUUUGCAUUGAAUCAUACAAGUGAUCUACAAAGUAUAGUUAUAGUCCUAUUCCUACAUCUUUAUUUCGACAGGUCGAUUUGGAACAACCUUUCCUGUUUUACUUAUUGAGUACUUGUAAAUUGUACUGUGUGUUUUCUGAAAUAUGUAGUUUGAUACUCUAUUUGUUAAGAAGUAAUAGAUUAACUGGAGUCUCACAAAA